Messenger RNA from Megalobrama amblycephala (Wuchang bream), 1122 nucleotides. RefSeq lists its product as uncharacterized. NCBI's taxonomy places the organism in Eukaryota, Metazoa, Chordata, Actinopteri, Cypriniformes, Xenocyprididae. The transcript is spliced from 5 exons. The record is from RefSeq and is a predicted model, not a curated record. The coding region runs from base 357 to 1076 and encodes 239 amino acids.
CACACAGCAAAUGUCAGAGUGUUAAAAUCCCAGAGUUUUGAUGACCAGAGUAUAAUUUAUACACUUUGGAGUAAACUGGGCUUCACCAGAAACUCUCUCAAGUGUUAGUGUAUUGGUUCAGUGUUGAUGUGGAGCUGUUGUAGUGUAAAUAGUGGGAUGAUGAACUCUUUGAGAGUCAAUCUGUUGCUGUCCCGUCCGCACAUGAGUUUAGGUUUCGAUACGUCAUCAGAUCGACUACGCGUUGUCAUUGGUUGAAUCAUGACGCAGCCUCGUGGACACCAGUUUCCAACUGACAUCCGAAGUCGUCGACAUUUUGAUUCUGCGGGACCUAGUAAUAUGUGAGGAAAACUACAGCAAUGCUUUUCAAAGUGCAGUACCAAGGAAAGAAGAAGUACAUCAAACUCGAUGGAGCAUCAUAUCCAGCAUUUCUCAGGGAGGCUAAAGCGAAGUUCAGCAUACCCCCUGAGACAAACAUGUAUGUGCUGGAUGACAGUGGAACAGAGGUUGAUGAAGAGGUCUUCAGCGACAUCUUGGAGGAAAAAGCAGACAUCCUGUGGACCAUUGUUAAUGUUCUUUCAGUUUCUGACUCUCCCAUCCAGUCCUUGUGCACAGACACCUUGUCACUAUCAUCACCCUCAUCGGACAGUGAUGCGUCUCUGAUGUCCCCAAAAAGACAGCGCAUUGAUGACGCCUUUGUGAUGUCCCCAAAAAGUCUACAUACUGAUGACAGUUCUUCACAAGCCAAAGAGGUGAUGUUUUUUCAGAACAUUUCUCUUUAUGUUGUAAACAUUACAUUUACCUGUUACUGUUACCAUAACAUUUUUGGUAAACCUGUUGUCAAGCUUGUCAAAAGAAUUCUGGAACAAAAGCCUGGAGGGGAGAAAAUCCUUGCAAAAUAUGCAAUGACAGGAGAGAUGAAGGACCGAGCACGCCGUGAUCUCGUCAGCAUUGUUGUUGCUGAAAUGUUUGAAAAGUAUGGACGUGCUCCCCCUAUGGAUAAAAGAGCACAGUAUGCAUUGGGGAUAGUAACACUGUUCCCCUCUCUAAAAGAUCCCUACUCCAAAAAGGCUAUGUGAGUACAUAUUUAAAAGUAAGGUUAAAGGAUUACUCCACUUUUAAAUA